AUGCAGCUUACUAAAUUUCUUUUCACGCUGCUUGCAGCUGGCGUCAUGGGUCAAAGAUGCUCUGAGACUCUGACAUACUGCACCGGCUCCGCCUGCCUCUGCUUCGCCGAUGGCGUUGCUGAAGAGCUCAACAAGAUCUGCAAAGCCAAGGGCUUCGAGCGUUCUCUUGGUCCCUCCAAGACCACUGUCGGCAACGCGGAGCGCUGCGACCACCAGUGCUGCACUGGCUAG
Molecule: messenger RNA, 231 nt
Organism: Colletotrichum gloeosporioides
Lineage: Eukaryota; Fungi; Ascomycota; Sordariomycetes; Glomerellales; Glomerellaceae
Exons: 2
Coding region: 1-231 (76 amino acids)
Source: RefSeq, a predicted model, not a curated record